AGGGCCAUGUGGUAAAUACAUUGCUGUAGUAACAGAUGUUGCAAAGACACAGGCCAGCAGCCAUCUCUGACUGGACGCUGUGAGACUGGUGUGUUCUGUGACUUCGCUGAAACCAAGGUCGGAACAGAACGGUGGAUGGAUGCUCUGCUCGGGGAGCAGGACUCAGCUGGCGGAGACAUUAUUACAACAUGGAAUCAGGACUUUAAAAGCUGAAGGAAUCCUAAAGAUCAUGUAGUCUUCGCCUACCUGCUACCAGAGCACCCCCAGAAACGACAGCACACCUGGGGACGGCCCGGUCCCGGCCUGCUGUCGGAGGUGUCGCCACCCCUAGCUGCUGAGAGCCGGCCCCAGACCUCUGCUGGAGGGCCCUUCCUCUGAAGACAUCGCCAGUGUGUGGAGCCUGCCCCACACCCACCCCCUGCCAAACCACGGCCUUUACCUGUGUCUUCCGGUGUUUCCCCUGCGACCCAUCCUGCGGGAGUGCCUCGUGGGCCACCCCAGAGUUCGCCCCACGCUCCACGGCACCAAUGGUGAAGAUGACAAGAUCCAAGACUUUCCAGGCGUAUCUGCCCUCCUGCCACCGGACCUACAGCUGCAUUCACUGCAGGGCCCACUUGGCCAAUCAUGACGAACUCAUUUCCAAGUCGUUCCAAGGAAGCCAAGGACGAGCGUACCUCUUUAACUCAGUAGUUAACGUGGGCUGUGGGCCUGCGGAAGAGCGAGUGUUGCUAACAGGACUGCAUGCAGUCGCAGACAUUUACUGUGAAAACUGCAAAACCACUCUGGGCUGGAAAUAUGAACACGCCUUUGAGAGCAGCCAGAAGUAUAAAGAAGGCAAAUACAUCAUUGAGCUAGCACACAUGAUCAAGGACAACGGCUGGGACUGACUGCGGCGCGCCCGCCCGCCCACCCCCCCAGUGUCCGCGUGAAUGCCGUCCAACCGAACAUUCUACCCAAGCGCGAGAGAGUGACUGGACACUUGGUUCCAUCGUUUAGGGGCCUUGCCCUCUGGGGCACCCUCCCACCCUGACACCGCCUUUCCGGUGCCCGGCCUCUAAACUGCUAUCUCUCUGUCUCUUUGCUUUGUAUCUGUUUGUGAGUCGGUCCUGGCUUCUCUCUCUGUCCUAGUGUUGGCUGAAAACAAAACACCAGAAGGAACGGAUGCCUGAUCGCGGGGUGGCAGCCCACCUUGAUAAGGGCCCGGGGCCACGCAAGAGCUGCCCGACGGCCUCCUGCCAGGGGAGCAGUGCGCCGCGUUGGGGUGUGAGGAGGAGGGGAAGCGGGGAACCGUGAGUGUUCCGGGGGUGGGCAGGGGAUGGGAGGGGAGAAGUAGGAACAGACUUGUGCUACUCCUGGAGACCUGGUGACUUAGGCUUGAAAUUACCAACUUGUCUAAAAGGACAACAAGAAAAAAAUACCUCAUGACCGCAUUCUCUCUGAUCAGAAGCUUCUGUUCCUGCCCCCAAUGUGCCAGGUUAGCGUGUGACCCCAGAAGCGACCCUAAUUCUAGCGGGCGGGGCAGCAGCCUGGUUCUCCUGGGCCGAACUGGGGGGCUGUCUUGGCAGCAGUUAGUGACUCGGGGGAAAAGCCCAGAUGGGUUUUGAUGACUCUGAAAUCCCACGGCUGCUCUGGGUAAUCAUCUUUUCCUCUUCAGCCACCGUAGGUGAGAGGAGAGGGGACCGCCAUUUGCAUUGGUUGCAAAAUCCAAACGUCCCAAAGGCUUGGACCAGGAACCGAGUCCAGUCAGUCAGUGAGGAGAGCAGGGGGCAAAGGGGGCUGCAGUUGGGGAGCUCCUGCGGAAAUGGCUCAGAUGUUGGGCCAGGGGAAAAAAAAGUAAAACCAAUUAGCAUCGCUAACCUUUUUUUCCCUGACCCUCAGUGAGAGAAGAGCGUUGUGGCGAGGAAGGGUGUGGGGUGGGGCAAUGCUGGGAGUAGUUUAGAUUUGAACCACGACAGGUUAGGUGCAUCUUUCGUCUUUGGUAUGCGGUGGCUUCAGUGAGAUCGGCAGUUCUUUGUACGUAGAGUUUUGGGUGUUUUUCUCCAGUUCAAUCAUUGUAGAUUGUGGAAAACAAAGUCCCAAGGCUUUGAGCUUAGUGAUAGCUUGGCUGGUAGAUUCCUCAUGCCCCUAGCUGUUCUCCUUGGAUUUGGAUGUUUUGUGUGGAGAGAGAACAAUCAGAGUGGUCCAGCGGUGGGGAGGACUUAGAUUUGAUGUCAAGUGACAAAUUUUAAUGCUACCCCCUGCUCCUCACCUCCCUAUCCAAAGUUCGUUGUACUAGGGGAAGUGGAGAACCAAUCCCUGCAGGGCUCCUGCGAGGGGGAGGAGUCCGUUACAUCCAAUCAACACUGUGAAGCCAGUUCUGCAGCAAUUCAGCCAGUACACGGUGCAUGACCGAAACUCAUCUAGCUAAUUUCAUUGCUUAGACUGAAAAUAUUAUUGUUCAGAUAUGUGUAGGGUAUGGCAGGUGAUUCUCAGUAUCUCAUUGUCCAAGUAGGCUGAUCAAUAUUCCAAGUAGGAAUAUUCACCUUAAAAGUCAUAAAAGAAAGUAUUCAUGGAGAUAAAAGUCUAUACAUUUGAUUAACCAAGAUUCAAGCAGCCAACCCAGGACAUUUUCAGAACUGAACCGAAUUCCCAUAGGGAACGAGUCCGCAGUGGACAUGGCUUUCCGUGUCCCCGUGAGCCGCUCGCUGAGUGGGGGAAGUGUGGGUGGGCAUGGCCCUGCUGGGGCAGGACCGGACAGCAGGACCGGCAGGACGCAGGCGGCUCCUGGCUCAGCAGCCGCUGCCUCUGUGAGACAGAAGGAGCCCUAGCAAUGGCAUUCUGUGCCCAAAGACUUCUGGCCCACGCAGUUCGGUGCUGUGGUAGCCCUGGGAGAUUGUUGUUCCCCCCACAAUGCUGAAAAGCAGACUGAGGUUCCGAAAACGUGGUGUGUUUCUGCUCCCAGAGAAAUACUUCCUCUGGCUCCCAGGCACUUCCAGGCCCAAGAUCUCAAAAAAAAUUUUUUUUUUAACUUUCACAUUCCUCAGCUGGCUUGCCAGCACAGAACUCAUAGAUUCCCCUCCAGCCGCGCCCCCAGCAGAAGGUAGUGACCUUCAUUUAUGGGUUUUGAUUGGCCCCUUUGCUCAGGGAAUGUCCUGGCUAUUGAUACUCCUUCCCAUAAAAAGAAAAUGGGGGCUAAGCGUGGGUAGGUGUUUUGUCUUUAAAAGUAGAAAUGGAGUGUGAUGACGUGGGCACCAGACACAGGGCUGUAGAAUUAUCACCAGUCAGGGGAGACCCGUGUGUCACUGUUCUUCCUUGUGCUGGGGCCUCUGACGUGUGCGGGUCAGAGCAGGCUCCAGCAGAACCCUGGUUUGGGUGUUUGCAGCUACUACCUGUUGAGCAUCCAGUGGGCGGAUGGCGCCGUGCUUGGUGUAAGAGAUCUGAGCAGGGUGUUGGUUUUUCCAUAACUACAGAAAAUCAAAAGCCCAGACCAUUAGGCUUUCCCUUUGUGUCGAUGAAACCAAAAGUGCUUCUUAAAACUUCAGCUCCAUUCAUGGCUUGUCUAUCUAACAUCAUAGUUUUGGAGAGACCGCAGCUGAGCAACGGAGAUGCGUCAACUGAUGGCCUCAGUCAGUUCAUUCUUUAAUUUUCCUCACCAAAUUAUUGACUCAGAGCAUAACCAAAGACCUCAUCCACUCACCCCUGGUAGGUUCAGGGAACUGGAGUUCCAUGUAAAGCUUGGGUGGGGCUGAGGGAGGAAGGAAGGGGAAAGGGAGAAGGGAGAAAGGGAAAGGCGUGGAGUUCUAUACCUCAGCCAGCAGCUGCCUUCAUUUUCAGCUGAAGUCCAGCCGCAGACCCUCCAGUUCCUCUCCCUUGUGCCAUCCUUGCCCAGAUGGCUUGGUGGCCCUGGAUUCCAUCCCACCCCAUCCCUACCCACCCUUGAUACCCGUCUCAGGCUGCUCAUAGGCUGAUUUGACAUGAAUCAGAUUCAGCCGAAGCUGAUGGUCACAGGUGGUCAGCUGGGCCCGGCUGAGCGCUGCCCCAAUGCCGACGGCGGUGUGAGCCUGGAGACAGGAGCGAGGAGUCUGGGCUGGUGGGUCCGUGUGGGGGAGAAGAGGUAGCCCCUUUAUAACAAGAUUUUCAAGUGGAUAUAUAUAAAAGAAACAGUUGCUUGUGAAAUAUACUUUUGUAAAUAAUAUUUAAUUUUUUAAAUAAUAUAUUUGGUGCUGUUUUCUCAGAUCCCCUGAGAGCACUUUUUAUUUUCAUUUUUAAAUUUUACAGGUUCCUCUGCAUUUCUUGAAGUAUAUUUUAAGGGAAACAGUGAUCACCAAUGUAUUGUAUUUUGUUUUGUUUUUUUAAAGACAUCUCUAUCACAUUAGAGGCAAUAAAGCAAUGCCUCUCUGUAUUUCCCCCAAUGGAAUGAACUCUACAGUACGUUACCAGGUUGGGAAUCGAACUAUUUUCUUGCACCGGUAUUGGCCAGAAAAGAAAAUAAAUAUAAUCAAAUAAAUUUAGUAACAACUUAGAGUGAAACAAAUUGGAAAAUGGGAAUCUUUUGUGUGUGUGUGCGUGUGUGUGUGUGUGUAUGUGAAAAGCACUUUGGACUGUGCCUCCUGGUUUCUUUUUUAUUGGGGACACUGUACCUAUAGUUUACACCUUGGGCACAUAAGGCUUUUCUUCUUUCUCUCUGGUGGUGGUUUUCUCUCUGAGUGGACCAGCAGCACAACUGUGAGAUCUCGUUUUCCUGAGCACAGAGCUGUCGCCAGUCUAUUCCUUUUUCUUUGCGCACUCAGCUUUUACAGACUGGAAAGGAAAUCUGUUGUCUGUGAAGAUCCAGCAGAGUCAGAUCUGUUGGGGUGUGAGUGUGCUCAUCGCGGAACCCAGGGCUCCAGCUGCUGUAGAAGCCACAUCAUGCUAAAACAUUGACUGGUUUGGGUGGAAAGAUCGGUGAUGAAAUAAUGCACAUACCUUGUCGGGAAACAGCUUUUUAAUUUUUUUUUAAGGUCAGUUUGCCUCAGGUUCAGGAAGAGGCUGAGAAAUCAAAUCUUGAACACAAUCAACUUACAUUAUUUUUGUAAAAGUCUGCCUCAAAUGAGAAAUCACGCUAACGGUCUGGGUGAAGGAAAGAGAUGUUUAAUUUUUUUAAAUUAAAGUACAGUCAUGAAAUCUGCCAGUAGUGAAAGGUAAAGCCAAGAAGCAAGCUCUUACCAUUUUACCAAAUUCUCUCUGCCGUAUGUUUUUGUAUAACAUUUCAGUGAAAGUGAGAAUUCGAGUUUCCGACCUGCAGAGACUGUCUUUAAAUACAGACUGUUUAUGCUUGUGUUUACAGACGAUUUGUUGGGUUUGGGUUUUGUUACUUUCUUUCCUUUGUUUAUGUUGUUGUUGUUGUUGUGGCAUUUUUCAGGUCACUUUGCUUUAAUAACAAAGAUCAUAAUUUUCCAAUAAUUUGUCUUCACCAUCUCCUGUAUUUGUACAUAGUGAUUCAGUAUUAGACAAAAGUGCAUUGUUUCUGUCAUAUUUCCAAUCUGUGUUGGUGCUCAUUUGAGAAAAUAAAGUUUUCAAAUAUUAA
Molecule: messenger RNA, 5545 nt
Organism: Phyllostomus hastatus (greater spear-nosed bat)
Lineage: Eukaryota; Metazoa; Chordata; Mammalia; Chiroptera; Phyllostomidae
Gene: YPEL2
Product: yippee like 2
Exons: 6
Coding region: 528-887 (119 amino acids)
Source: RefSeq, a predicted model, not a curated record